AUGCGGAAAGCAUUCUUCAGAGAGGCCAACAACCUCUUCAGAAUACAUCAUCGCAACGUGAUAGAGCUGGUCGGAGCCAUGGUCGUGGACGAGGAAGGGAACCCUUGCUUCCUGCUGGUCACCGAGCUACUGCGGCGACCCCUCACCGAGUACAUCGAGGAGACGAUGAAGCCAGCGAGUGAGAGCGAGCGAAGAGCGCGGGGCCACGUGGUGAUGCUUGGACUGGCGGAGGGUCUGGCGUACCUGCACUCUAUGCGCAUCAUCCAUAGGGACAUAACUCCCCAGAACAUCAUGCUUGACGACAAGGACAUCCCAAAACUCAUCGACCUGGGGCUUUCGAAGGAUAGAAAGGUUGCAAAUCAGGCUCCCACCACAAAGAUUGCAGGUACACUAGAUUGGAUGUCGCCGGAGAAGCGACGAGGCGAGCCCUCAACAACCGCAUCUGACGUGUACGCCCUCGGGCUGGUGAUGAUGAAUGUGAUGACGCUUGAGACGCCGCCGAAGAGCCAGGAGGAGCGCGAGAAGCUGCUCAAGGAAACGAGUGACAAGGGAGUGAGCGGGCAGGUGUCGCUAUGGUGCAUACACGAGGACCCGUCGAGGAGGCCGACGGCGGCUACUGUUGCAAUGAGCUUGACGAUGGACCGAGAUCUAUGCGGGGGGGGGGAAGUGCUGACAGGUGAGUCGAAGGUGUAA
This is a messenger RNA of Guillardia theta CCMP2712, 693 nucleotides long. RefSeq lists its product as hypothetical. Lineage: Eukaryota; Cryptophyceae; Pyrenomonadales; Geminigeraceae. The record is from RefSeq and is a predicted model, not a curated record. Gene Ontology annotation, molecular function: protein kinase activity; ATP binding. The coding region runs from base 1 to 693 and encodes 230 amino acids. The transcript has a single exon. Gene Ontology annotation, cellular component: cytoplasm. Gene Ontology annotation, biological process: protein phosphorylation; signal transduction.